Molecule: messenger RNA, 1173 nt
Organism: Rotaria sp. Silwood2
Lineage: Eukaryota; Metazoa; Rotifera; Eurotatoria; Philodinida; Philodinidae
Source: the annotation of a GenBank genome assembly
AUGUGUGGAAUUGUUUAUUGUUUUUCACGUGCUGAAUGUGAAAAAAGUGCUGCUUAUUUAACGAAAAGUGGUGUUACAGCACAAGCUUACCAUGCAGGUUUAGAUGAUCAAGAUAGAACUGAUGUACAAACAAGAUGGGCUAAUGAUGAAUAUCAAGUAAUUUGUGCAACAAUUGCUUUUGGAAUGGGAAUUGAUAAACCAAAUGUUCGUUUUGUUAUUCAUUUAUCAAUGCCAAAAUCAAUUGAAGUUUGGUUAUUAUCAAGAAUCUGUCGAGCUGGACGUGAUGGUGAACAAGCAUAUUGUUAUCUAUUUUAUAGUUAUCAAGAUUUAGUUAAAACAAAACGUUUAAUAAUGACUGAACAAUCAGCAAAUGCAACACGUGAAGCAAAAAAAGUUCGAUUAGCUAAUCUUCAUCGUGUUUAUGCAUAUUGUCUUAAUAAUGUUGAUUGUCGUCGAACAUUAUUAUUGGAAUAUUUUGGUGAACAAUAUUUAUCAAGUCAAUUUGAUCAACUUACUAAACAAUUAAAAACAACAACUAUUAAUCAAGUUAUUGAUAUAUUAAAAGGAAGUAAACAAAAAACUAUUAAAGAUGCUGGAUAUGAUAAAUUAGAACAAUUUAAUAUUGCAGAAGAAGUUUCAAGAACAAAUUUAGAACGUUUAAUAUCAAAAUUAAUUCUUGAAGAUUAUCUUCAUCAAGAUAUUUCAAUAAAUGAUACAUAUGGUACAGCAAGUGCAUAUAUUCGUCUUGGUAAAACAACAAUAUUUUCUAUUCCAAUAACAUUAUCAGUUUGUAUAAAAAAAGAAAAUCCAAAUGUAUCAUCAACAAUAUCAAAAAAUUCUACACGUAAUCGUCUUGUUGAUGCAUGUCUUAUGAAAUUAAAAGAUGAACUUAAAUUAAUAUCAUCUCAAUAUAAUAUUAAAUAUUCAACAAUAUUAAGUGAAAAAGCUUUAAAACAAAUGUCAUUAAUAAUGCCACGAACUAAAGAAGAUAUACUUUUAACAAUAACUUGUUUAUUUGGUUCAAAAUUAGAUGAAGAAAAAAAUGAUCAAUUUAAAAAUGGUGGUUUAAAACGUAAAAGAGAAUUAUCAAUAACAACAACAACAAGUAGUUAUUUUCAAGAUAAAAAAAAAUUCAAUUUUGAAGAAAAGAAAAUGAUUAUUAUUUCUUAUUAA